UGAGUGUCAGUAACGUUCAAUAAAAAGAGCAAAUAGAAAAAUAUAUAAAGCAAUUAAUUUUGAUUUUGUAAAGCUCAACCGACGGACUUCAUUUUCACGCCUUUUGUUCUUUCCCGCCAAUCGAAGAUUCACAAGAACUGCGAGUUUCGUUUCUCUCCUUUUCCGUUUGGUUACUCAGAAAUUGUAAGACAGUUCAAAUUCUACAAAUUGUAAAAGUUUUUUAUUCUCUGCUCACCUGGACCUAAUUUCCAGGAUAGCAGAGACGAGAUUAUAAUCUCUGAAAGACUUUCUGCAUCUGAAAUCUGGUCUUGCUUCAUUUUCCUUCAUUUUCUCUACAAACAAACAGAGUUCCGUAAGCUUAUAGAUCAUCAUAGCGUAUAUGAUUAUGGCUUAUGAGGAAUUUGAAAUACGAGAAUAAAUUCUGUAUUUCUUCGUUAGUUGUUAAGUACAGAAUCAAACGUCUAUCAGAACUUAACAUCUAGAUGUUAUUUUCUCCAUUUGAAUUAAUUAGUGAUUGCGACUCCUCGUUUUGUUUUUUAUUAAUUUUAUGACGAUGUUUGAACAGAAUCGUCCGACUAUCGAGGUUUUGGGCGCAACAAACCGAUGACAAAUAUUACGGUGUGUAGUCGCUUCAGACCUUUGAGCUCAAAAGAGAAAAGAGUUCAUGGCGAUAGUGUUUGCAUUCGCAAUAUGGACACUGAAACUUUCAUUUUCAAGGAUGAGAAGGAAGAAGAGCUUGUCUUUAGUUUUGAUAGAGUGUUUUAUGAGGAAACUGUGCAAGCCGAUGUCUAUGAAUUUCUGGCUCUCCCAAUUGUUCGAGGUGCUGUUAAUGCAAUUAAUGGGACAAUCAUCACUUACGGACAGACUGGAGCUGGGAAAACAUACAGCAUAGAGGGGCCUAGCAUCCUAGAAAGUGAUGACCUGCAGAAAGGAUUACUUCCAAGAGUAGUAGAUGAUCUCUUUGAGUGUGUCAAAUCUGCUGACGAAUCAGACAAGUAUACAAUCAAGUUGUCAAUGGUAGAAAUCUACAUGGAGAAAAUCAGGUGUGCAUGCCCUGUAUCCGUAUUCAAGAUUAUGAUUCCAUUGGAUCUUCUUGAUUUAACAAAGGACAACAUAUUGAUAAAGGAAAGUAAAGUGCAAGGAAUAAUGUUAUCUGGAGUAACGGAGAUUUUUAUUUCAGACCCAGCAGAAGCCUUACAAAGCUUGUCUGGUGGGAUAGCUAACAGAGCAGUUGGAGAGACUCAAAUGAAUAUGGCCAGCAGUAGAAGUCAUUGUAUCUACAUAUUCACGGUUCAGCUAGAACUGCCUGAUAAGAGGGUAAAAACUGGAAAAGUAAUUCUUGUGGACUUGGCAGGCUCCGAGAAGGUAGAGAAAACUGGAGCUGAAGGGAAAGUUCUUGAAGAAGCCAAGACCAUCAACAAAUCUUUAUCAGCGUUGGGAAAUGUAAUUAAUGCUUUGACGUGUGGUCCGUCAACCAAAGCAAGUCACAUCCCCUAUCGUGAUUCCAAGCUUACUCGGAUUCUACAAGAUGCUCUUGGAGGGAACUCGAGGACUGCAUUACUGUGUUGUUGCUCACCAAGCCCUUCAAAUGCAGCAGAAACUCUAUCCACCCUUCGCUUUGGUGCAAGGGCAAAACAUAUAAAGGCAUCACCUACUGUUCAUCGCAGCCAAGAUAAACUUGCCAAAAAGCAGGGUGAAGUUGCUCCAAGUAAAGAUGAAUCAUGUGACAGAAUUCUAAAUAGGUUAAGGGAGAAAUUGGAUGUUGAAGAUGUGGAGUUACUUGAGGAGUUAUUCAUACUGGAGGGAAUAUUAUUUGAUCCUAAUUCAGUUGAGGAUUUGGAAUCAGCCUAUGAAGAUGUUACUCUACAAACAAUUUCAUCAUUACAGCAGGCUGUAGAAGAGCUUGUGUUUACAAUUGAGGAGCUUAAAAGUGAGAACAAGGCUCUUAAGGCCAGAAUAGAAGUUGCUGAAAGGCUUAAUGUUAUGCCCAAGGAAGCUGGAGAAAAUGCAAGUGUGAUGAGAAAGAUUUCAGAUACUCUAAGUUUCUUCAUCUCAUGGGUCGGAUCAUUCCCUCUGGUUAGGAUGCUGAAAUGAAACUAACUACUCCACAAGUGUUUGCUUAUAAGAUAUUAAAGAGUAUGUUGCUUGAUGGCGUUGGCUUGGCAUUGGGAUCGCUAUUCAAGCAUAGGAAGUAGUCAUUACACAGCUUAAUAUCUGCUAAUAUCAACAUGCCCACCCUGGGAAUAUAUGUAAUGGACAUUGCUAUUUCAUCUAAAUGCACAUUGCAUUAGACCAUCUCUCAUAUUAUAUCCAUGUUUUAAUAGUCAUUUUAUUAUACUUGCCUAGAAGGCCUAAAUUGUUAAUGAAGG
Molecule: messenger RNA, 2369 nt
Organism: Manihot esculenta (cassava)
Lineage: Eukaryota; Viridiplantae; Streptophyta; Magnoliopsida; Malpighiales; Euphorbiaceae
Product: kinesin-like protein KIN-1
Exons: 15
Coding region: 604-2094 (496 amino acids)
Biological process (GO): cytoskeleton-dependent intracellular transport; microtubule-based movement
Cellular component (GO): kinesin complex; microtubule
Molecular function (GO): microtubule binding; plus-end-directed microtubule motor activity; ATP binding
Source: RefSeq, a predicted model, not a curated record